Molecule: messenger RNA, 258 nt
Organism: Miscanthus lutarioriparius
Lineage: Eukaryota; Viridiplantae; Streptophyta; Magnoliopsida; Poales; Poaceae
Source: the annotation of a GenBank genome assembly
AUGGCUCUGGAAGCGGAGACGGUGCUACGGCCGCUGUUCUUGGCAGCGGGCAGCGGCGGCGACGGGGAGGUGUCGGGCACCCCGGUGUUCCUUGCCACGGAGAAGGACCGGCCGGUGGACCCGAUGAUCUGGGGCGACGAGAAGCGGAUGAAGCGGGAGCUCCUGGUGUGGGCCAAGGCCGUGGCGUCCAUGGCGGCCAGCAGCAACACCUCGUCGUCGUCGUCCUCGCCGUCGCGAUCCACGAGGCGCAGGGGAUGA